CCCGCCGGUCCCGGCGGUCCCCAGGAUGCCCCCGAGCACCCGCGCGGCCCGGCCCGGCCCCCGGCUCUGAGCGCGCCGCCGCACAGGAUCCUGCAUCAGAAGUGUGGAAAGUAGAUUGCUGGGUCCAAAACAGAAAAACAGUGGCAACGUUUUGCUGAGUUUCCAGACCUUUCUCACGAUGGAACCGAUAACGUUCACAGCAAGGAGACAUCCGUUUCCCAACGAGGUGUCGGUGGAUUUCAGCCUCCAGCUGGUGGGCUCCUUGCCCGUGCAUGCUCUCACGACCAUGCCCAUGCUGCCGUGGGUGGUGGCAGAGGUGCGAAGGCGCAGCGGGCAGUGCCCCCGAAAGGAGCCUGUUCCCCGGCAAGUCCAGCUCUGUGUUUCCCCGUCUGGACUGAGAUGCGAGCCUGAGCCGGGCAGAAGUCAACAGUGGGACCCGCUGAACUGUCCCAGCAUCUUCGAGUGCAAGCCACAGCAUGUGCACAAACUGAUUCACAACAGCCACGACCCCAGCUACUUCGCUUGUCUGAUUAAGGAAGAUGCUGUCCGUCGGCAGAAUAUCUGCUACGUGUUCAAAGCCGACGAUCAAACAAAGGUGCCUGAGAUCAUCAGCUCCAUCCGCCAGGCCGGCAAGAUCGCCCGCCAGGAGGAGCUGCACGGCCCCUCGGAGUUGGAUGACACGUUUGCCAAGAAGUUCGAGGUGCUCUUCUGCGGCCGCGUGACGGUGGCCCACAAGAAGGCCCCGCCGGCCCUGAUCGAUGAGUGCAUCGAGAAGUUCAACCACGUCAGCUGCAGCAGGAACGCGGACCGGUGCUGGCCCGCGCAGAGCCCCGAGCGCCCGAGCGCCAGGGGAGCAGCGCCCCUGCGGGAGCAGCCGGGGCCGGGCGGCGCGGGGCCCGCCGGGAGGCGCAUGCGCAAGUCCUGCUCGCAGCCCGGCCUGCGCUCGCUGGCCGCCAGGAGGGACUGCCCCGACGGCCGCCUCAGGAGCGGCGGCUUUUUCAGCUCUUUUGAGGAAAGCGACAUUGAAAACCACCUCGUUAGCGGACACAACAUUGUGCAGCCAACAGACAUCGAGGAAAAUCGGACUAUGCUGUUCACGAUUGGCCAAUCUGAAGUUUACCUCAUCAGUCCUGACACCAAAAAAAUAGCAUUGGAGAAAAAUUUUAAGGAGAUAUCCUUUUGCUCUCAGGGCAUCAGACACGUGGACCACUUUGGGUUUAUCUGCCGGGAGUCUUCUGGAGGUGGCGGCUUUCAUUUUGUCUGCUACGUGUUCCAGUGCACAAAUGAAGCUCUGGUAGAUGAAAUUAUGAUGACCCUGAAGCAGGCUUUCACGGUGGCUGCCGUGCAGCAGACGGCCAAGGCGCCCGCCCAGCUGUGCGAGGGCUGCCCCUUGCAGGGCCUGCACAAGCUCUGUGAGAGGAUAGAGGGAAUGAAUUCUUCUAAAACCAAACUAGAACUGCAAAAGCACCUGACAACAUUAACUAAUCAGGAGCAGGCGACUAUUUUUGAGGAGAUUCAGAAAUUGAGACCAAGAAAUGAGCAGCGAGAGAAUGAAUUGAUUAUUUCUUUUCUGAGAUGUUUAUAUGAAGAUAAACAAAAAGAACACGUCCAUAUCGGGGAAAUGAAGCAGACUUCGCAGAUUGCAGCGGAGAAUAUUGGCAGUGAAUUACCACCCAGUGCCACUCGAUUUAGGCUAGAUAUGCUGAAAAAUAAAGCAAAGAGAUCUUUAACAGAGUCUUUGGAAAGUAUUUUGUCCCGGGGGAGUAAAGCCAGAGGCCUGCAGGAACACGCUGCCAGCACGGAUCUAGACAGCUCCAUGUCUAGCACACUAAGCAACGCCAGCAAAGAGCUGUCUGCAGGUGAGAAGGAAGCCUUGCCCAUCUCUGAAAGCUCCUUCAAGCUCCUGGGCUCCUCAGAUGACCUGUCCAGUGACUCGGAGAGCCACCUCCCGGAAGAGCCUGCUCCGCCAUCACCCCAGCAGGCCUUCAGGAGGCGAGCGAACACCCUGAGUCAUUUCCCGGUGGAAUGCCAGGAACCUCUGGAACCUGCUCAGGGCUCUCCAGUGGCCUUGCAGAGGAAACUUAUGAGGUAUCACUCAGUGAGCACAGAGAUGCCUCAUGAACAAAACGCCGACGCCCCGCCUGCGGGCCGGCCUGGGUGUUGCCCGGCUCCUGCUCCUCCGCCGCGCCUUAGCCCCUCGGCCUCCUCGCCAAACUUUUUUAAGUACCUAAAACAUAAUUCCAGUGGAGAGCAAAGUGGGAAUGCUGUGCCAAAGAGCAUCUCCUACCGUAAUGUCCUGCGGAAAAAACUUCAUUCUUCUUCUUCUGUGCCAAAUUUUCUAAAAUUUCUGGCUCCUGUAGAUGAAAAUAACACCUCUGACUUUAUGAACACAAAAAGGGACUUUGAAUCCAAAGCAAACCAUCUUGGUGACUGUGGCGGGACCCCGGUGAAGGCCCGGAGGCAUUCUUGGAGGCAGCAGAUAUUCCUCCGAGUGGCCACCCCGCAGAAAGCGUGCGACUCUCCCAGCAGAUACGAAGAUUAUUCAGAGCUGGGAGAGCUUCCGCCACGAUCCCCCUUAGAACCAGUUUGUGAAGAUGGACCCUUUGGCCCUGUACCAGAGGAGAAGAAAAGGACAUCUCGUGAGCUUCGAGAGCUAUGGCAAAAGGCUAUUCUACAGCAGAUACUGCUUCUCAGAAUGGAGAAGGAAAAUCAGAAGCUACAAGCCUCUGAAAAUGAUUUGCUGAAUAAGCGCCUGAAGCUUGAUUAUGAAGAAAUCACUCCUUGUCUUAAAGAAGUAACUGCAGUGUGGGAAAAGAUGCUUAGCACUCCAGGGAGAUCAAAAAUUAAGUUUGACAUGGAAAAAAUACACUCAGCUGUUGGGCAAGGUGUGCCACGUCAUCACCGAGGUGAAAUCUGGAAAUUUCUAGCUGAGCAAUUCCACCUAAAACACCAGUUUCCCAGUAACCAGCAGCCAAAGGACGAGCCAUACAAGGAACUCCUAAAACAGCUCACCUCCCAGCAGCACGCGAUUCUCAUUGACCUUGGGAGAACAUUUCCAACACACCCGUACUUCUCUGCCCAGCUUGGAGCAGGGCAGCUGUCCCUUUAUAACAUUUUGAAGGCCUACUCCCUUCUAGACCAGGAAGUGGGAUAUUGCCAAGGUCUCAGCUUCGUAGCAGGCAUUUUGCUUCUUCAUAUGAAUGAGGAAGAGGCGUUUAAAAUGCUCAAGUUUCUGAUGUUUGACAUGGGGCUGCGGAAACAGUAUCGGCCGGACAUGAUUAUUUUACAGAUCCAGAUGUACCAGCUCUCGAGGCUGCUCCACGAUUACCACAGAGACCUCUACAACCACCUGGAGGAGCACGAGAUUGGCCCCAGUCUCUACGCCGCCCCCUGGUUCCUCACCGUGUUCGCCUCCCAGUUCCCGCUGGGAUUUGUGGCCAGAGUCUUUGAUAUGAUCUUUCUUCAGGGAUCAGAGGUCAUAUUUAAAGUGGCUUUAAGUCUGCUGGGAAGCCAUAAGCCCUUGAUUCUGCAGCAUGAAAACCUAGAAACCAUAGUUGACUUUAUAAAAAACACACUACCCAACCUGGGCUUGGUCCAAAUGGAAAAGACCAUCAAUCAGGUGUUUGAGAUGGACAUCGCUAAACAGUUACAAGCUUACGAAGUUGAGUACCAUGUGCUUCAAGAAGAACUUAUUGAUUCCUCUCCUCUCAGUGACAACCAAAGAAUGGAUAAAUUGGAGAAAACCAACAGCAGCUUACGCAAACAGAACCUUGACCUCCUUGAACAGUUGCAGGCGGCGAACUGUAAGAUCCAAAGCCUUGAAGCCACCGUGGAGAAGCUCCUGAGCAGCGAGAGCAAGCUGAAGCAGGCCACCCUCGCCCUGGAGCUGGAGCGGGCAGCCCUGCUGCGCACGGUGGAGGAGCUGCAGCGGCGGGCGCCCGGCCACGCGCGGUCCGAGCUCACGGGGGACUGACAGCUCCGCGGAGAGGCUGUCACGCCAUCCCAGCUGUCCAGGCCUCGACUGAGAGGGACGGAAGUGCUGGAGGGAGGAGACGAGGGAGUGUGAAGCGUGCUUCUCAGGGAGGAGACUGGCUUGCCAGCGUGCGGCCUUCUGAGCCCAAACUUGCGUUGAGGGGGCGAGUGUCCCAGCGUUUUCGUUGCUGUUUCAUCCGCUCUCCAGUCCUGAUUGCUGUGCGUGGCCGCUGUAGGCGGCACGGACGUGAAUAAACGCUCCUUACGUUUU
Messenger RNA from Lemur catta (Ring-tailed lemur), 4243 nucleotides. RefSeq names its product TBC1 domain family member 1 (gene TBC1D1). The record is from RefSeq and is a predicted model, not a curated record. The transcript has 22 exons. Lineage: Eukaryota; Metazoa; Chordata; Mammalia; Primates; Lemuridae. The coding region runs from base 179 to 3973 and encodes 1264 amino acids.